Messenger RNA from Chlamydomonas reinhardtii, 1634 nucleotides. RefSeq lists its product as uncharacterized. NCBI's taxonomy places the organism in Eukaryota, Viridiplantae, Chlorophyta, Chlorophyceae, Chlamydomonadales, Chlamydomonadaceae. The transcript has 15 exons. The record is from RefSeq and is a predicted model, not a curated record. Gene Ontology annotation, biological process: ammonium homeostasis; ammonium transmembrane transport. Gene Ontology annotation, cellular component: membrane. Bases 356 to 1609 code for a protein of 417 amino acids. Gene Ontology annotation, molecular function: ammonium channel activity.
GUUAAGCCGAUCAGCUCUGACCUAAGUUAAAAUAGACACAAACAUGUCAGGAGACUUUGGCUCUGAGCCCCUGGGCUCGUGCUCAGUGGAAACCGUUACGGCCUUGCUCGGCUAUGGGCUCGAGCAGGACAGCAUCACGGCGCUUUGCCAGCCCGAGGGGGGCGCUGGUUGCACCAGCACAGAUAACUGCAUGUUCCAGUAUCUGAUGGGCGCGACCGCGGACGCGCAGAGCACGGCCAGCGAUGUGGGAGUCGGGCUCGACGUGAGCUUCCUGUUGUUCAGCGGCUAUCUGGUAUUCGUGAUGCAGCUCGGGUUCGCUGUGCUGUGCGCUGGAAGCAUCCGCUCCAAGAACUGCAUGAAUAUCCUGCUGAAGAACAUGCUGGACGCCUGCGUGGGCGCUAUCGGCUUCUAUGUCUUCGGAUACGCGUUCGCGUACGGCCGCAAGUAUGGACAGAAUAGCAACGGCUUCAUUGGCAACUGGAACUUUGCGCUCUCGUACACAACUCAGACGUCAAUGAGCGGCACCGAGUUCACCACGUUUGGAUGGCACCAGUUCUUCUUCCAGUGGAGCUUCUGCGCCGCCACCACCACCAUCGUGUCUGGCGCGGUGGCCGAGCGCUGCACCUUCAUGGCCUACAUGAUCUACGCGUUCUUCCUCUCCUCCUUCGUCUACCCCGUCAUCGUGCACUGGGUGUGGGACGGCCAGGGCUGGCUCAGUGCCUUCAACACAUUCCAGGACGGCUACGCCCUGAUCCUCAAGACCGGUGCCAUUGACUUUGCGGGCUCGGGCGUCGUGCACAUGACGGGUGGGAUUGCGGCACUCAUGGGUGCCUGGAUUAUGGGCCCCCGUGUCGGUCGCUUCGCUAAUGACGGCACGGUGAAUGAGAUGAGGGGCCACUCCUCCACGCUGGUUGUGAUGGGCACCUUCCUGUUGUGGUUCGGCUGGUUCGGAUUCAACCCCGGCAGCAACCUGGUGGUCGCCUCCCAGGCUGCGGCCACAGUCGUGUCGCGUGUCGCAGUGACCACCGCUCUGGCAGGUGGCGCGGGUGGAAUCUCCAUGCUCUUCUACAAGUUCCUGACCGUCAAGGCUUGGGACGUGGUGGCGACGUGCAAUGGCAUCCUGGCUGGCCUCGUGGCCGUCACGGCUAGCUGCUCCGUCAUUGAGCCCUGGGCGGCCAUCAUCACUGGGGCCAUCGGGGCAAUCAUCUUUUCCAUUGCUGAUUACGUGACGCUUUACAAGCUGAAGGUGGACGACCCCGUGAGCGCCUUUGCCCUGCACGGCGCCGUGGGCGCAUGGGGCGUGUUGUUCCCCGGCUUCCUGGCGGCUCCCCACUAUGUGGUAGAGGUGUACGGUGCCUACGGAUUCGGAAUGGAUGCACGGGAGGGCAAGAGGUUCGGUCUGUUCUACGGCGGCCACGGCCAGGUGCUGCUGGUGCAGCUCAUCGAGGUGCUGGCCAUCUUUGGGUGGACUGGAUUCAUGAUGGGCAGCUUCUUCUUCAUCCUCAACAAGGCUGGGCUGCUGCGUGUGCCCCUGCAGGAGGAGAUGGCGGGUCUGGAUGCGGCUAACUACAGCAAGAGCGCGUGCCGCACUCCCACCAGCAUACCGUGACCCGCCCGUGCUCCUUUCGUGUCUG